Molecule: messenger RNA, 2278 nt
Organism: Prorocentrum cordatum
Lineage: Eukaryota; Dinophyceae; Prorocentrales; Prorocentraceae
Source: the annotation of a GenBank genome assembly
GCCGCGCCGCGGCGGGACGAGGCCGCGGGUGCGGCGGACGAGGCGGCGCAUCCUCAGAGCCCUCUGGCGGCCGAGGCCCCGGCGCCGCAGCGCGCGGGCAAGGGCCGCUUGGCGAGCGAGGCCGCGCCGCGGCGGGACGAGGCCGCGGGUGCGGCGGACGAGGCGGCGGCGCAGCAGCACAGCCAGCCUGCGGACGAUGUCCUGUCGCCGCAGCGCACGGGCGGCGCCUCGACGCCGCCCAGCGGGGCUGCGGCACCGGCACACGAGGUCGCUCCCAGCGAGGCCGUGGCUGAUCUGCUGGAGAAGGGGCAGAGGUUGGUCUCCAUGCUGGCGUGCGCGAUGGCGGGCUGGCUCAUGGGGAACGGCUGGUCCAUCUUCGCGGCGAUUUGCCUCGACUUGGUGGUGAUCCUCCCCUGCCUCUUAUUGCGGCGCUGGCGCAGGCGCCCCGCACAGCCUGCGGCUGAGGAGCCGCGCGUCAUGGAGACAGAGGAGGUGCAGGAGCUUGUCUCUGGGAAGCGCGUGCUCCACGUCAAGGGCUUCGGCGUCGGCUUCAAGGACCCCGUUUCCGCGGAGCUAAUGGCCGUGCAGCAGCAGCAGGACCAGAUCGCCGUCCAGGCUAUCAAUCGGUUCCGCCCGGAUUUCUUGGUUGUCGACGGGGAUCCUUUCGGCAGCGGUUUCCAGCGGUACAUCAAGGUCUAUGUGGACAGGCAGGUCGAAGCCGGGCUGGCGGUGCCGAAGCUCGUCUGGGUGAAGAGCGUGAAGGGGAGCUCGCCCAGCCCCGAAGAGCUGGAUAGAAACAAGAAGAAGGCCCGCGAGUGGGCCGACCAGGGGCUCCACGUGGUUGUCUCGUGGCUGCCAGAGGCUGCCAUCGCGAAGGGCGUGGACCGGCUGUUCGGGGAGGGCUGCUGGGAGAAGCUGCAGGGGCACAAGUUCGAUUUCAGGGGUGCCGUGCGGCUGCUGGAGCAGGCCGAGCCCGAGAGGCCCGAGUGGCUCCGCGGGCUGACCGACACCGCCUCUGGGGGCACGAUGUACGAGGCUAUCGAGGCCGUGGAGGGCAGCACGUGCAAUCGGUAUUUCGAGAAGUGCAGCUUUGAGAACGCCGCGAAGGGCAACGCGAUCUACCAGCACCUGCGGGGCGAGGGCCGCGAGCCCGCCGCGCAGGGGGCCGUGAGCUUCGGAGGCGGCGAGAGCGUGCUGCUGGAGUUCGCGACCCUCUACCUCUUCCCAGGUUCCGGCUUCGACGCGGGCCAGGCCGCGCUCUUCCCGUUCCGCCGCGGCAGGCCCGGCGACCCUGCGCUCCCCGCGCACCAGGGCCACGUUUUCCGGUCGGAGAAGCAGCUCAGCCCGGAGGAGACGACGAGGAGGACGAGGACGUGAAGGCUGCCGCUGGCGGCGCCUGAUGCACAUAGGGGCAACCAGCUCCUCCCUCCCUGGCUCGGCUUCUCCGCCCUCGCCGGCCCUCUUCCAUCCUCGCUGUCCUCGCUCGCCGCCCCACUCACCAUCCGAGUCUCGCUCAUCCCCGCGACGCUGGUGCACUGGCCCCUGCUGGCUACUCAGGCUGGGGCGCGAAGUACAGACGCACCAGCAGCGCGAAGAGCGAGGCAAACGCCGCCUCUGUUUGCUCAUUCCUACGCCUUCUCCUGAGUAUCAUCACCCUGCUCAUCCUGUUCGUUCUUCUUUCAGAGAGCACCGAGACGCUGCGAGCGGCCGCGGUGCACUUCAUUCGGGGCGAGGGUGUUCGCCUGCAUGAGACAAUGGUCUGCCGUCUUGGCGCUGGGCCUCAAAGGGUGGGAGGAGGGCCAGCUGAGACGGCUCUCCCGCUCGGCCACCAUCCGUCCCAAGUCGGUUCCCAGACUACCUCCGAAGCCCAUCUUGACCGUUUCUCGAGGCUGAUCCGGUCCGAGAAAAUCACACGGGAAGGCCGCUCUGUGAAAAGCCCUGCCAGGUCCUCCUACGCAGGAGACCCGCCUUGCUGUAUAGUGAAGGCAGCCGCCGGCGCCAGGCUCACCUGAUCUCGCACAGGCUUCGGUGUAAAAAUCUCACGAGAAGGCAGCCGCCGUCUCGUUUGGCCCUCCUCCGACAGGAAGUUUACCUGCCAUCACGAGGACGAAGCAGCGUCGUUCCCAGUCCGAUCCUCGUCCUGCUUGUAUUUUUUUUCGAAUUGAGCGAUCACGCCGCGAGAUGUUGCGGUGCACCUCAUUGGGGGCGAGGGUGUUCGCUUCCACGCGGCCGUGCAUCUUGAAGCGCUGGGCCCGAACGGCUUCUCCCCAUCCUCCUC